CACGCCACGCUAUCAGGGGUGAGAAGGAAAGGGUUUUUACUGCAAAAACACAGGAAUUAGGGUUAGCGGCCCCAGCAGCGGUCCCCAGGGACCAUCAGGAGCAACACGAGGGACCCCAGGGGAGUCUGGAUAAGGCUGCCUCAGAGGGCCAGCACCCAGACCUCUUCCAAAGGCAGAAAGAGAAAGCAGAAGUGCAUGCUGCAGCUCCCCAGCAGCCCAGGAAUGCACAGAGUGCUCAAACAGCCGGGCUGAAGCACUCCCUUUACAAGAAGUCACGUGCUGAGACAAAAACACCCACUGGAUUCUGUGCUGGAUCACCGUAGGCCCCCGGCCUGCCCUGCAUGGCCCCAGCAGGGCCAGAGCUCGCUCAGGCACACAGAUAGCGAGGUUUUGGGGCAGGACUUUGCACCCUGCGCUGUGCCUCCGGCUGUAACCAACGGCUGCUGCCCCAUGUGCCCUGAGCCUGGCACAGCACAGCCUAAGGAGUGGGAAGAGGAGAGGCAGCCUCGGGAAAUCCUUGAGCCCGUGGCCUCCCCAGAGGGCCUGUGCACCGCAUGCACAAGCAUGCGUGAGGCUGCAUGAGGAUGCAAACCCAGCCUCACCCUCAGCAGCACUGCACCCAGCUGACUCAAUGAGGAGGCUGCUAAAGGAGAAGGAUGCGGGGAGACCUCACAGCUGACUCACGGAAUGCUGACUCCACAGUCACUAAGAGUGUACAGUAGUGUGACAGUGGCCAUCCAUCGUGUCUACAUGCAGCCCGGGGUUGGCGGGGGCUUGGAGAUGAGGCUGAUCCUGGCCGGGAAGGCUGGUGGGGGGAAAAGCGCCACGGGGAACACCCUCCUCGGGAAGCGUGUCUUUGAGUCCAAGCUGUCCCACCAGCCAGUUACCGUGAGCUGUGUGAAAGCACAGGGGCACUGGGAUGGCGAGGACUUCACGGUGGUUGACACGGCCGACAUUUUCAACCCCGGAGGUGUCAGCAGUGAGGUGUGCCAAGAAAUUGUCCACUGCAUCAGGCUGUCCUCCCCGGGCCCCCACGCGCUGCUGCUGGUGACCCAGCUGGGCCGAUUCACCAAGGAGGACGAGGAGGCCGCAGAGAGACUGCAGGACAUCUUUGGAGCUGAUGUUUUGCAGCACACGAUUGUCAUAUUCACCCGUGCGGAAGAGCUGGGGGAGAGAUCUCUGCACGACUAUGUGUCCUGUACUGACAACAAAGCUCUCCGCGAGCUGAUCGAGAGAUGUGGGAACAGAUACUGCGGCUUCAACAACCGGGCAGUUGGAGCCGAAUGGGACCACCAGGUCAUGGAGCUGAUGGGGAUGGUCCGCUGCAUGGUGCAGGUGAAUGGGGACAGGUACUACAGCAAUGAGAUGUACCUGGAGCCCAAUUUAACAGAAGAGAAGGUGGCGUAUCACAUGGCGAGGUACAGAGCAGGCAGGAUAAAGGGGGUGAGAUUCAGCUGGAGGCCAUCCCGGAAAGUUGUCCUGGCUUGUGCGCUAAUUGUCCUCAUCAUUAUUGUGAUCACCCUGGGUAUCCUUAUUGCACGGCUGUGAUGAAUCCCAGCACCACAGAGCCACUGAACGCCUGGGGCUGGAGGCCCCUCUGCACCCCGCAUGUUCUGUCCCUGCCCAGGCAGGGUCCCCAGCGCUGGCUGCCCAGGACCGUGUCCACUGGGUGUUGGACAUCUCCGGGGAUGGAGACCCCAGCACCACUCUGGGCAGCCUGUGCCAGCGCUCAGACACACACACAGCAAAAAAAGACUUUCCUGAUGUCUCAGCGGGCAUCCUUGUGCCUCCAGCAGUGCCCAUACUCUUGUGUCCAGACUCUGGGCACCCCACCAGGCGUUCACACACACAGACGGGACCCCCAAGUCCCAGUGUAAUGGAACCAACUCUCCCUUGGAAACGAAGAGGAAUUGUCUAUUUUUAUUGAGCUUCCCUUUAAUCAGUUAUCAUAUGUGUAGGAGAGGGCAAAAAAUAUGUUUAACUUUUAACCUAGGCUCCCUUUGUUUAGGGACAGAAUGCUCCUUCUGGGAGAAACCAAGGAAAGUUGCCAAUAGCAAGUAGCCUGAGGUUGCGCUUCGGUGACAUGUGGCCAUCGAUGGAUAAAAGGGGUUAGGGUGCUUCAUCGGGGAACACCACCAAGGACCCCCACAGAAAGGAAGGCAUGCGCAGACGGGCCCUAAAAGGAGCCAUUAAGAAUGAUGCCGCAUGAGCACAAAACUCAGGUAGAUUAGAAUGAAUUUGUAUUAGAUCGCUAGAAGAGUCAUGAAUUUAAUGUCUCCAUGGAGCCAGGAAGUCGACAUUGGCUGUGCUUGAUCUGUGGAAACUGCACCGAGCUCUGAGGCCUGAAUAAAAGCAAUCUCUCUCCUGA
Anas platyrhynchos (mallard) is the source of this 2368-nucleotide messenger RNA. Lineage: Eukaryota; Metazoa; Chordata; Aves; Anseriformes; Anatidae. The record is from RefSeq and is a predicted model, not a curated record.